UCCUCUAACGCCUACAGUGUAACGUGAGGAAGAGACAAAUUGUGCACGUUCGAUCCCUUAAAGGUGAAAUUGAGAAUUGUCAGAAGUACAACUGCGUCCGGCGUUUGUCGCAGAGUUGAGGACCGUUUUGCAGCAGCUCGUCGGUGUGGACGGACAUGGCGUCAUCGAGCCCGUGUGUCGUGAUCAGUGAUGAGGAGCAAGGUUAUGACCUGGACCUCUUCUGUAUACCAAAACACUAUGCGGCUGACCUGGAGCGUGUGUAUAUUCCUCACGGACUCAUCAUGGACAGAACUGAACGUCUAGCCAGAGAUAUCAUGAAGGACAUGGGUGGACACCAUAUUGUGGCUCUUUGUGUGCUGAAAGGAGGCUACAAGUUUUUCGCUGACUUGCUAGAUUACAUCAAAGCCCUUAAUCGCAACAGUGAUCGCUCCAUUCCCAUGACAGUGGACUUCAUCCGCCUCAAGAGUUACCAAAAUGACCAGUCUACAGGUGACAUCAAAGUGAUUGGUGGAGACGAUCUGUCCACACUAACAGGAAAGAACGUCUUGAUUGUGGAGGACAUCAUUGAUACUGGGAAAACAAUGAAGACGCUGCUAGAACUUCUCAAGCAAUAUAACCCAAAAAUGGUCAAAGUUGCAAGUUUGCUGGUGAAGAGGACACCAAGGAGCGUUGGAUACAGACCAGACUUUGUAGGAUUUGAAGUUCCUGACAAAUUCGUGGUUGGAUAUGCACUUGACUACAACGAGUACUUUAGAGAUUUAAACCACAUCUGUGUGAUCAGCGAAACAGGAAAGGAGAAGUACAAAGCAUGAGAAGCCCUGAACUUCCCCCUCUAGCUGUGUAUCAUUUUGUUUUUAAUAGACGUCUUACAUUUUUACAUCCAUUUUAUAUAUAUAUUUUGAUUUGUUUUUCAGUAGUGCAGCUCACCGCAGGUUAGUGGUCCUCCACUCAGGGUCUCUGGUGAGGUGUGUGCUGUUAAUGCACCUUACAUUCACUUAUACCUCCACAGGCACCCAACAAACAUACAUCAACCACAAACACUUUGCAGUUUAGCCUCUGAGAACAGAGGUCUACAAGCUGCUGCUUCUCGGUGGAAAGAAGCGUUUAAACAACCAGUUGUAAUAGGGCCAGAAUCCCUUUAAUUUAUUCUAACGAUUUGCACGGGACGUUAUAGGUAGGUGUUUGUGUUUUAAAGAUUAGAUUAAAGCGAACGUUGAUUUUUAGGUCAUCUUGCUUUGCUAUUUAAUAGUGCACAUGGAAUUGAUUCGGUCAGAUGGCAAAAUUUGAACAUUCAUCUUUCCCAAAGACUCUUUGCAGUGCAUAACUGUAAUACGAACCAUGUUAUUAAUGAUUCAGAUCUGUGGGUAAUGUGAUUAUAUACAAUAUGUUGAAUGCUUUUACAUGUGAAUGUACUUUUAGCGUCAGGACAGCCUGAUCUUCCAAUCACAUUUCAAAUUUAAAGCCAAAUCUUUUUAAGGGUUCCUGCAGGUUUUAUGAAAGUAAAUUUAAGACUUUAAAGAGUUUUACUUUAGUCCAAGAAAAUAAAUUAUGAUUCAUUUUAAGAGAAUGCAAUAUGUAAAUGUUUAUUGUAAACUUACAGGGAGCACACAUUAAGUUGUAUUCGUUUGAAAAUGCAUAUCCUUUUAUUUAAUUUAAAUUAAAUUGACAUCACAUGUUUGGUUUCAACCACUUGACUAGGCAAUAUUUUUGUACCUCUGAUCACACUGCAAAAAAGUCGCUUUAUCAGUAUUUUUUUUGUCUUGUUUUCCAGUGCAAAUGUCUAAAUUUUUAAAUCAAGCCACAUUUACUUAAGAAGUGAAAUGUUGCAGAAUAUUGUCUUUUUUUCCCCCCUGUGAAAUUGAUCCAAAUAAACAUGUUUAUUAUUACAACAAUGCCACUGUGUUCAGAUAAAUCUGUCAAAUUAAAACCAUAGACAGGUAUUUGUUCUAAUUUUAAGCGUUUUCAGUAGGCAAGACAUACAGUGCUUAGCAUAUGUAAGUACACCCCUUACAAAUUAAUCUUUUUCAAUUCAUAUUUUAAUAGGAAGCUAUACAACGUUAUAUUUGUGCAUAUACAUUAGGUUGGUCAGUACUGAAGCCAAAUCUGGAGCUUAUCUAACAAAAUCACUUUCAAUAACAGUCCAAAAACUAGUACACUCAAACUUAUAUGUUGAGGGCAAAAAAUUUGAAAAAUUAACUUGAAAUUUUGUGGUUUAUAGUUUUGUUUGGUGACAAAUAUUAUUUUAAUACAUAUCUGUUUAAUAAAUUAGUUUGUUUAAAUUUGUUUUUUUAAAUGCACCAAAAUACAUUGCCUAUAUUCACUGAGAAAUGGAUAAAAAUAUUCAUUUUUAAAAUAGGGUGUACUCCGUUAUGAUGAGCACUUUAACUUCUUCGUUUUGCCUCUUAAGUAAAUGGAUAUUGAUUUAAAGAUGUUUUGGAAAACAGUAGCACUGAACACAUUCACGCGAUACUUUGUGCUCAAGACCUCUGAACUGUGAAAUUGAGAUUUAAGACCCGCAGCAAUCUUUUUAAAUUUUUUUGUUUAUAGUUUAUUUUGCCUGUCAAGAUAUUUAUUUCCACCACGUAAUGUGGGUUUGCUUUAAAAUAUUUGUUAAUAAUGGGGAAGACAUUUUUUAAGGUGCCUUGUAUGGUAAUAUCGUCUCUACCAUAUAAAUACAGUAUGAAAAUGAAUGAUAAACUGAUGAAAAAUGUUCAAGUGACCUCACAAUUGUUCAGCCACCUGUCAAUUUUAUGAUAUGAUUAAAUUAUUCAAAAGGU
Danio aesculapii is the source of this 2777-nucleotide messenger RNA. It is a transcript of the gene hprt1, whose product is annotated as hypoxanthine phosphoribosyltransferase 1. Lineage: Eukaryota; Metazoa; Chordata; Actinopteri; Cypriniformes; Danionidae. The transcript has 9 exons. The record is from RefSeq and is a predicted model, not a curated record. Gene Ontology annotation, molecular function: magnesium ion binding; hypoxanthine phosphoribosyltransferase activity. Bases 156 to 812 code for a protein of 218 amino acids. Gene Ontology annotation, biological process: purine ribonucleoside salvage; GMP salvage; hypoxanthine metabolic process.